Messenger RNA from Artibeus jamaicensis (Jamaican fruit-eating bat), 9173 nucleotides. RefSeq names its product THADA armadillo repeat containing (gene THADA). NCBI's taxonomy places the organism in Eukaryota, Metazoa, Chordata, Mammalia, Chiroptera, Phyllostomidae. Gene Ontology annotation, biological process: tRNA methylation. Gene Ontology annotation, cellular component: cytosol. Bases 826 to 6678 code for a protein of 1950 amino acids. The transcript has 38 exons. The record is from RefSeq and is a predicted model, not a curated record.
CCCUAGGGUAGUGUUCGAUACUUAGUUAAUUAAUUAAUUAAUUUUUAAAGGUCAGAAUCAUUUGACAAUCUGCAUUAUCUGUGUAAUAUACAUUCUAAUUAGUGGGCAACUUCCAAGGCAAACGUUUAGCUACGAUCCAACAAUAGCGCUCAUUAUCUUGUUGCUGAAUGAAUCAAUGCACUUUGGCGUACGUUAGCGUUCAUACUUCUCGAUUUCCGUCAAAAUUCUUAUUGUGGCUUCGGUUCAAAGCCUGCCCCACCUCCUACCCUCUGGUGCAGGCUUUGAUAUUGUUAGGCUCUGCGCUCCGGAGACCUGGUUGCGGUUUUCUCCCUGACUCCGCGCCAGGCAAGCCGAAUGGGGAAAAGUGGAGUGUUUGCGGGGAGGAAAACGAGUUUCCCACGCACGCAGAUGUGUGGAGGCCAUAAUUUAAACUGUCCUAAGGAGUCAGAGAUGGGCGGACUUCCAACCGGCUGGGUUAGAAGGGAUGUAAAGAGGGACCGCGCACACUUUCAAGUGGCAGUCUAACCAAAUCCACUCUCCCCCACCCGUUCCCCGGUGACAUCACGACCUUUCCGGACUCUUGAAUGGAGGAUUGCAUUAGCUCAAAUCUCGCGAUGACUCCUCCUACAAGUUCUCAAGCUUCGCUCCCAACGCAGCGACCCGGUAGUCGAUAGAAGACCACUUUGAGAGCCACCGCGAUAUCGUAGAACUGUAAUAGUUCCUGGGACUCAUCUGGACGGCUGCGACUCUUCUCCAACGCCCGCGGGCACGAGGUUUGGCUCUCAAGCAUCCCAUCUGCCAUACCCGCCGUGACUACAAUUCAGAAUGGUUGUAAAGAAGAAGAAGAAAGAAAUACAAGUUACUGCAUUGACCAUUUGCCACCAGGACCUUGAAACUUUGAGAUCUUUGGCUGAUGCGGAAGGGAAAAAUCUAGCUUCUUUGCUGUUACGUUGUGUACAGCUCACUGACGGGGUGUCGCAGAUUCAUUGUGUUAAACAGAUUGUGCCUUUACUGGAGGAGGCAGAUAAAAAUGGCACGUGCAAUGCCACUAUUAGAAGCUGCUUGGAUAUUUUGGCAGGCGUUUACCUUUCUUUGAGUCUAAAGAAUCCCUUGAAGAAAGUCUUGGCAAGCUCACUAAAUUGCCUACCUGAAUUUUUUCUAACCGAGGCCAUACAAAGUUUUACUUCUCGUCUUCAGGAAGAGUUGAAUACUACUGAUCUAUACUCUUAUAGGAAAGUAAUUGACAAUAUAUCUUCAUGUAUGGAGAACUUUAACUUGGGUAUAACAAGUGUUAAUAAUCUUCUUGAAAAUGUGCUUCAUUUUCUACAGAAGAGUUUAAUUGAAAUCUCAGAAGAAAAUAGAAAAUUUGCUGGAAAUCAUAUUGUUCAAACGCAGUUGAUGAAUGACUUGAUGGUAGGCGUUCGAGUUGCGGUGACGUUAGUGCAGAAAACACAAGGCCUCCAGAGCGCUCAUUUGACGAUCUCCAGUUCUCCCGCAUGGCAGUGUAUGUGUGAAUUGCUGAGUAUUUUUACCAGGUUUUUGAACGAUGAUGACCUCUUACGGACAAUUCAGAGUACAUCUGGAUUAGCUGUUAUUCUUUUCAUUAAGGCUAUGUUUCAUCCACCUGAAAAGAUUCCUGGUUUGAUCAGUAGCGUGCUUCUCCGUUCCGUGAACUGCACGGGCGUCCCCGAGUGGUUUUUGAACUCCUGCAGGAGCCUUUGCUGUGCUGACGUGUCCGAGGCAGCUCUCUUGUUCCUGUGUCAGGGGGCACUCACCAUGCUGGACUGGCAGGGUGGGCGCAUGGGCCCGAGCGGGGAGGCCCUGCUCUUGGACACUGCGCGCGUUUUGUUCACCUUGAGUUCACAGAUCAAGGAAUCAGCCCUGGAAAUGUUUCUCUCUAGAAUUUUGGCGUCUUGGACUAACUCAGCCAUAUAUGUUCUUGAAUCAAGUUCCCCAAGCCUAAAGGACAGUCUGAAUGGGAAUUCAAGCAUAAUUAAGAGACUUCUGGAAUAUGUCUAUACCCACUGGGAACAUCCGUUGGAUGCUUUGAGACACCAAAACAAAAUCAUAUUCAGAAAUAUUCUCCGAAUGCACCAGCUCACUCUCCCAGAGGCGGAGGUAGACCAGUCAGAUCUGGCUGCGGAUCAUUUCACUUUUGAACUGACUCAGAGUCUUCUGCGAUUGGAAUGGCACAUUAAGGGAAAGUAUAUAUGCCUUGGUUGUUUAGUAGAUUGCAUAGGAGUGGAACGUAUUUUGGCAUUAGCUAAAACUAUUCCAUCGCAAAUCUUAGAGGUGAUGGGGGACCAGUCACUGGUACCUUAUGCAAGUGACCUCUUAGAAACCAUGUUUAAAAAUCAUAAGAGUCAUUUGAAAUCUCAGGCUGUCGACAGUACUUGGGUUGAUAAGUGGCAUGAGACUUGGGUUUCUCCUCUCCUUCACAUACUGUGUGAAGGAAGUCUGGAUCAAAAAUCUUACGUGAUUGAUUAUUACUUGCCAAAAUUAUUGAAUUGCAACCCUGAAAGUUUAAGCUACAUGGUGAAGAUUCUUCAGACUUCUGCUGAUGCUAAAACUGGGUCUCAUCAUAGUAGAGGGGCUCUGGGAGCUUUGAUGGCAUGUCUGCGAACAGCGAGAGCUCAUGGACAUCUUCAGUCUGCAACCGAUGCCUGGGGGAGUCUUGUGUGCAGUGCAAAGAUAAAGCAAGGCUUAAUUCAUCAGCACUGCCAAGUGCGGAUAGAUACAUUGGGCUUGCUUUGUGAAAGUAAUCGCAGCACAGAAAUCGUUUCCACAGAAGAAAUGCAGUGGAUUCAGUUCUUCAUCACAUACAAUCUUAACAGUCAGUCUCCAGGAGUGCGGCAACAGAUUUGUUCUCUUCUUAAAAAGUUGUUUUGUAGGAUACAGGAGAGUUCUCAGGUCCUUUAUAAACUGGAGCAAAAUAAAUCCAAACACGAACCGGAGAAUGAGUUCACCAAACAACACCCUUCUGUCUCUUUACAGCAGUAUAAGAGUUUCAUGUCAUCCAUCUGCAACAGCCUUUUUGAAGCACUGUUUCCUGGCUCUUCCUACCCAACGAGAUUUUCAGCUUUAACCAUUUUAGGCUCAAUAGCUGAAGUUUUUCCUGACCCAGAAGGUCAAGCUCAAACAGUGUAUCAGCUGAGUCAUGAUAUUGAUGUUGGCCAUUUCCAAACACUAAUAGGUUGUUUAACCAGCACUUUUGAAACAGUGAAAAUUUUAGCCUUCGAUCUUCUGAUGAAGUUACCAAAAACGGUUGUCUGGUUGCAGGAUUCAGAGAAACUGCAAGGCUUAUUCCAGGCAGCACUGACGCUCAGCACCAGCACCAAACCCUAUGACUGUGUAACAGCUUCCUACCUGUUGAACUUCUUGAUCUGUCAGAAUGCUCUGCCGUCAUCUCUGUCCACCUACUUAACUCAGCAGGUUUUGUGUGGAGAUGGAGAUAAGUCUGCUGCUGUGGUGGAAAGUAACACAUUAAUGGUUAUCAAAUGCUUGUUAGAAAAUCUUGAGGAAGAAAUAAGUCAGGCUGAAAAUUCUCUGCUUCAGGCAGCAGCGUCAUUUCCAAUGUAUGGACGAGUUCACUGUAUAACAAAGGCUUUGCAGCAGUUACCUCUAAACAGCCUGCAGUUGGUGAGUGAGUGGAGACCUGUGGUGGAGAAGCUCCUCUCCGUGUCCUACAGGCUCUCUGCUGUGGUGUCUCCAGUCAUUCAGAGCUCUUCCCCAGAAGGCCUCGUCCCGAUGGACACUGACUCAGAGUCAGCAAGUCGCUUACAGAUGAUUCUGAGUGAGAUUCAGCCACGAGAUACUAAUGAUUACUUCAAUCAAGCCAAAAUAUUGAAGGAACGUGAUAGGUUUGAUUUGGAGGACUUGAAUGCCAGUAUUCCAAAUAUUGAUCCUUCUGCAGAAAUCAAAGGUAAAGAAGGAAAAACGUGUGACGUAACGGCUCAGAUGGUGCUCGUAUGCUGUUGGAGAAGUAUGAAGGAGGUCUCUCUGCUGCUCGGCGCCCUGUGCCAACUCCUGCCCACGCAGCCCGUGCCAGAGCCUCCUGGUGCGUUACUGACCGAGGAGCAGGUAAAAGAAAUAGGCGAUCACUUUAAACAACACCUUUUACAGUCCAGGCACAGAGGAGCAUUUGAACUGGCUUAUACUGGCUUUGUGAAACUCACCGAAGUACUCAACAGAUGCCCUAAUGUGAGUCUGCAGAAGCUGCCAGAACAGUGGUUAUGGAGUGUUUUAGAGGAAAUUAAAUGCAGUGAUCCUUCGUCUAAACUCUGUGCUACUCGGCGCAGUGCUGGAAUUCCUUUCUACAUACAGGCACUGUUGGCAUCUGAACCGAAGAAAGGCAGAAUGGAUUUGUUGAAAAUAACAAUGAAAGAGUUAAUCUCUUUGGCUGUGCCUACUGAUGACUCACUGAGUACAGUCCCCCAGGUUCAUGCUUUAAAUAUCCUUAGAGCCUUAUUUAGAGACACGCGUCUGGGAGAAAAUAUUCUUCCUUAUGUUGCUGAUGGAGCUAAGGCUGCAAUUCUGGGCUUUACAUCACCGGUCUGGGCAGUGAGAAAUUCAUCCACACUUCUCUUCAGUACCUUGAUCACCAGAAUAUUUGGAGUUAAAAGGGGAAAGGAUGAACUUUUAAAAAAAAAUACAAUGACAGGGAGCGAAUUUUUCUCUCGUUUCCCAGAACUCUAUCCUUUUCUUCUCAAACAGUUAGAAGCUGUAGCCAAUACCGUGGACAGUGACAUAGGAGAACUAAACCGUCACCCAAGCAUGUUCCUAUUACUUUUGGUGUUGGGGAGACUCUACCCUUCCCCGAUGGAUGGCACCUAUUCUGCCCUCAGCAUGGCACCUUUCGUUCCCUUCAUUAUGAGAUGUGGUAACUCACCUGUCUACCGCUCCCGGGAAAUGGCAGCCCGUGCCUUGGUCCCAUUUGUUAUGAUGGACCAAAUCCCUGAUACCAUCCGCACUCUGUUGGCCACACUCCCCAACUGCACUGACCAGCAUUUCCGGCAAAACCAUAUUCAUGGGACACUUCUCCAGGUUUUUCAUUUGUUAAAAGCCUUCUCAGACUCCAGAUACAGAAUGAACGCGUACUCUCAGCAGGAGCUGGCUGACAUCGCUAUUUGUACCAAAGCCAAACUCUGGCUGGCCAAGAGGCAAAAUCCAUGUUUGGUGACCAGAGCCGUGUAUAUUGAUAUUCUCUUCCUGUUGACUCACUGCCUUGACAAACCCACAAAAGGCAACUGGCCAGUUCCAGAGCAUCUUGGCUUGUGGGAGGAAGUCGGAAAGAUCAUCUCAGAGUCCGAGCUAAUAAGGGGAUUCCCCUACACCUUCACAGUGCCUGGCCUGCCCCAGUACCUCCAGAGCCUCACCAAGCUGGCCAUUGCGGCAGUGUGGGCAGUGGCAGUGCAGGCUGGAGAGCAGACGACGGAUGUUCCCAUCUCCUUCUCUCAGCUGCUAGCGUCUUCCUUCCCUGAAGUGCGCCUGCUGACACUGGAAGCCCUGUUGGAAAGGUUUUCAGCAGCAGCCUCUGAAUUAGGGAAGAAGAAAUUGCCAUCUUUGCUGUGGAAUAUGGGAGGGACGUUCUUAAUGUUGGCUGUGAAGGAAACUCACCCAGAAUGCUCCUGCAAGAUACUGAAAAUUCUCCACUGCAUGGACCCCAGUGAGUGGCUUCCCCAGACAGAAUGCUGUAUCCAUCUAACCCCAGAGGAGUUCUUGAAUUGGACAAUGGAUAUUGCUUCCAAUGAAAGGUCUGAAAUUCAAAGUGUAGCUCUGAGACUCGCCUCCAGAGUGAUUGUCCACCACAUGCAGAUGACUGACGAGACCAGGGACUCUGUCGCCCCCAAACUGAAGCAGUGGGUUCAGCUGGUCGUCUCGUCUUGCGGAGACCACCUUCCCACAGAGUCCAGGCUGGCGGCCGCCGAAGUCCUCACCAGUGCCACACCACUGUUCCUCACCAACCCCCAUCCCCUUCUCGGACUGCAGGAUACACUUGCCCUCUGGAGGUGCGUGCUCACCCUCCUGCAGAGUGAAGAGCAAGCCGUCAGAGACGCGGCCACGGAAACGGUGACGACCGCCAUGUCACAAGAAAACACCUGCUCGUCAGCAGAAUUUGCCUUCUGCCAGGUGGAUGCCUCCAUCGCCCUGGAUCUGGCCCUGGUUGUGCUGUGUGACCUGCUCCAGCAGUGGGACCGGCUGGCCUCUGGGCUCCCAGUCCUGCUGGGGUGGCUGUUGGAAGACAGUGAUGACCUCCCGGUCUGUGCGGAGAGCGAGCCUCAGGUAGAAGAAGACUGCCUGUUUGAAAAAGCAGAAGUCAACUUUUGGGCCGAGACCCUGAUCUUUGUAAAAUACCUCUACAAGCAUCUCUAUCGCCUCCUCUCCAAGUGCAGCUCGCAUCCCCUCAGCCCCGACCGGCUCCGCCAUCUUCAAAGGACAGCGUCAGAGCAGCGCCACCUCCUUUCCCAGCUCUUGGAAGGGCUGCCACCCACCGCUGAGUUUUUGAAGACGGUGGAGUUCACGAGAUUGCGCAUUCAGGAGGAAAGGACUUUGGCUUGUCUGAGGCUGCUGGCCUUUCUGGAAGAAAAAGAAGAGAAGGACACCCUAGUUCUCAGUGCUUCGAAUGCUCCAGCAGAAGCAAAUCAGUUGACUCUUCCAGGAACAGAAAUGGCUUGUUGAAUAAAGAAGACUUUGGGGGUGGGGGUGGGGGUGAGGGUAGACCAGUCUCCAUUAAACCUGCAGGAAAUGUGUUGAACAUAAAUUCAGGUAUUUUUUUCCCUUCAUACCUCCCUGACUUCUGUGAAGCUAGUUUUCUUACAGAGGGGUUUUUCUUCAGUUCACUCAGCCCAGGUAGCCUGGUUUAUUGCAGCUACUGUAGGAAGUGAGGCCACCACACUGAAUAUUCACUCUGUUCCCAGGUGUGGGCCACCUGUGGGUCUCAAUUAGUCUUUCUCAUCCGUCCCCCAGGACCUCGGCCAUCCAGCCACCACCAGCCUGCGUUUUCUAUGAAUUGACUGCACAGAAUUGGGUUUUGACACACAAUUUCCAACCCCCGCCCCCAACCUUUUUUUUUUUUUUUUUUUUUUUUUGGCUCAAUGUAGGAGCUGGAUUUGUUGGCGAACAGCCCAUUUGGUCAGAAUCCCAAAUUUUAUUCCAUUUUAGCUAAAGCAGAAAUAUGUUCCAAAUGCGGGAUUCUGAGAGUGUUAAGGAUAAACUUUGUACAAAUAGUUUCGUUUUUAUUGCCCGCAUGUGAGUCCUAGGUGACCUACACAUGCCAUCCUAAUUAUUAAAAGAGCCAUUGAGAGCUCCUACCCCUCCAAGAAAAUGUUUGUGCUGAUGCUGGGAGACCCGAGUUUGCCGCUCAGUGAAAGCAUAGAGCCUUGGCUGUUAGAGGGAGCCUGGAAAGGAGAGCCAGGAUGAAUGAUGUAUUUUUUGAUGCCUACACUGUUUACUAUCAUUUUCUUGGUGGCAAUAACAAGAAGUUUCUCAGGAUGCCAGGAAACACAUUUAUACAUUUCAGUCAUUUAAUCUAGAAACGGGAGGGUUUUCUCAUUUCCAAGCCUAGCCCUCUUCCUCAGACACCCAGCAGGUGUCACUCUUGCACACGUUUUGCUGCUUGUCCUGUUCUCUCCGUUGACUUACCAUUUUGAAAUUGUAAUUUCAUAGUAAGUGUCACCCGCAGGCAGUUAUCUUGAAAUUCAUACCCUGGAUGGGUCAUAGCUUUAUCCACAUUUAUUUUUUAAAAGGCUUUAUUUACUUAUUUUUAGGGAGGGGAAAAGGAGGGAGAAAGAGAGGGAGAAAAAUAUCGAUGUGCCAGAGAAACAUUGGUGGGUUGCCUCUCACACAAGGCCCUGACCUGAGACCUGGCACAUGCCCGACUGGGAAUCCGAAUGGUGACCUUUCAGUUUGCGGGACGACACCCAACCCACUGAGCCACACCAGUCAGGGCCACAUUAAUUUUUCUUCCUGGUCAUCUGAAUAAGCCAUUUCAGCAACAGUGUAUAAACUUGGUCCAGCUUUUAGGAUCUGUAAAUAUUUUUAUAUACUCAGGUAAGCAGUCACUUCGAAUUAUAUUAUUGAUGUUUGAGGGUCUGAAGGGGCGGUUUAUAGGAGAAAGUUUGGUACGAUCAUUUCCUACUGCAGAAAGGGUUAUAUUUCAGAUAUAAUGUCUCUUUGAAAGAAAAUUAUCUAACACUAAAAACACAGCCAUAUUGGAAGUAUAAACAAAGGACUCUAUGGGAAGAGGCCUGGAGAAAAGUUAACUUUGUGUCCAAAGUUUUGUCCUAAAGAGAACAGGAAAUUUCCCCGGGUGGUUUUACACCAUUCAGGUGUAAAACCUGAAUGUGUUUUGGUUUUGUUUUGUUUCGUUUUAGGGUGGUGGUGGUUGUUUGUGAUCCUGAAUUAACUUCCUGGUUAGGCAUCUGUGUGGCCCAUACACAUUUGAUGGGAAGUUGUCAGCCUAUUUCUUUUGCUCUGAGAAGACUUGGCUAGUGAGAAGUUAAGGAACUGUUGGCAUAAUGUGCUGAUAGCCAUGGUAAACUAUCAUGACACUGACCCCAGCAAAGCCCAGCAUUCCAUUUUUUCUCCAUUUAAAAUGAACUAAGAACAGUUACACAAUAAAAAUGUUUUACACCAGCAGGUACUCUGUACCAAAGCAUGUUUCUGUGCCACCUCCAGAACCCCACCAAGCCUGCAGGGUGGGUGCUCUCAUAGCUGUUGACUGGGAGGAAUUACCCCAGGUUUUGACCUUGGCUGGCCAUGGCCAGCCUGAGAGGGUAGCAGGGACAGAUGUACCACGGUUCUAUAUCUGAACUUCUGUUGCUGACCUCCAGUAGCAGUGGCUGGGGAAAUGGCUCUCUCACACUUUUCCGGAUUCCCAGAGAAGUUGUAGAACACCUCCUUUCAGGGCCACCCUCAGAUUGUUGGGAGUUAUUUCAACAAAGAACAAAACAGAAUAGUCAGGAUUCUGGGAGUGUCAGCCACCAAAGUCCAGCCCUGUCUAGGGCCCAGAGUAGGCUGGGUCAGUCCUAAGAGGUCACUUCCCUAGAGUCCAACAUGUGGUACCGCCUAGCUCUGCAUUCAUGGUUCUGUGGGCCUCUACUCAUCUGGCCAGUCCAGAGGCCUGGCUUCCUCAGUUUUUUAUGUUUUGUAAGUUUGUUUCAAUAAAUAAGAUG